AUGACCAAGUUAUCCGCCUUGCUGUACAUUGUCGUUCAAAUUGGAUUGCACAUCUCCAAAACUUAUGUCUCUGCUCAAUCUACUACGCCACCUACUAAUGUCCAACAAUCUGAAGUUAUUAAUCAAACCGACUUGUCAAACACCAACCAACCAACCGCUGGAACGACCACCAUUAGCUCACCUGUUUGGGAGAACGUUACGUCGAUGACUAGUUUCCUUACGACGGAGCCAUCAGCGAGUUCCACAACAGAAAAUCCCGAGCCGGAAAACGAUUACGUCAAGUUGGACCACGACCUAUUUUUGUGCACUUGCGACUUGAUAGGUGGGCAGUGUGACGUCAAUUGCUGCUGUGAUCCGGAAUGCAGUCUGGACGACCGUCGUCUUUUCAGCCGGUGUUGGUCGCCUCCCAGCUCCUAUUUCGACCGUUACUAUUGCUCGCCGGAUCCCGAUCGUUACGGCCUCGCGUGGAACAAUACACUUGAAUACCGGGUCGAAUGGAGCGUUCGAAGAGGAAUGUUUUGUAUCGUAACUGACAACGUUCCUAAAAAGAGAAUGUUUGAAGAUAAACCGCCGCUGGCAGAAGAUGAGGUAUUCCAACAUAUUUUACCCAAAUUGUCCGGUAGGUGGAACGUUCCAGGGCCGAUGAUUGAGUUAGAUCAAUGGAUUUAUCAGCCGUUCUACAAAGAAGGAUCGCCUCUUUUCACCCUACAUGUCAGCGGGACCAUUGGCGUGUUAAAAUUGCCACAUUCGCUAAAUAGCGCCAUGUGUAACAUAGCCAAGGAAGUCACCUUUCUGCAGUCGGACGAUCAUUACCAAUGCAUCCUACCGGGAAAAGAUCAAUGCAAUCCAAAUAUGCGCCUUGAACAAUGGUUGUCUCGUUUGGCCGUCUUCCGGCUUCCGUCGCAUUCUGCAUCUGCCGGCAAUUCCAACAGCAGCAUCCGAUGGGGAGAUACGGACAAGUUGGCUCCAGUAAUAAUCAGAAUCUGCGAUCCUAAUUCCGGAUGCAGAUCGGAUCUUCCAGCACCAGAACCUAGCUGCCAGAAUUCCUUGACGGCCGUGACGUUGCGAAUCAGUUACAACGGGACAGAAGGCAUCCGUUCCGUCUUGGUCGAUCUCCUGUACACGGCAGGAAAAACCGGAUCAGUCCGAUUCCGAACGAUCCAUCAAUCGUUGAGUGAAAUUCAGAAUGGAGGUGGAAGUCAUUCAGUACGAAUGCGAUCGGGAAAUCCAGGCUACCUGAACGGCAAACCCGUCCUUGCGGCUAAACUGAACUCUUCCAGGAGCGAAGGAGCUUUUCAAAGGCUGGACGUGUUCCCGGGCACGCCCAGGUCGCGAGUUAUCCGAUUCGGAGAGGACAGUUAUCAUUCCAUCCGCGUUAGCAGCCCCAAUGUGGAAAAUCGAACGGAAUUGUGCGACAAGUGGCGCCAAUUUGUCCUCGAGUCUCUCUGGGGUCCCGAUUUCGAAUUAUUGCGUCUGGGGGCUUUCGGCAACGUCGAACUGAACGAAACGGAAUUCUCGGGUUUGUGGCUGCCCGUACGCAUCCAAUCGGAUGAGUUGGUCUGCUUCAAAUCACUCAUCCAAGCUGAGUUGGUCAUCGUCUACACGAGGUCCGGCUCUCAUGACCAACCGCAAAAUAAGCUGGUGGGCGCUGGAAUGCAGCUUCGGUCAUCGGGUGCGGAGUAUUGUGUCGCUGAAUCGGCCAGCUGUUCUCUCCUGCUCAGUCAAACGGUGUCUUUCGUCAUGGCCGACUCCCCCACGUUCAUGAUUCUUCCUCAACCACCGCGUUGGAGAAUCCAGUUACCUUACGAUUUUUUUUAUCCCUUUCUUUUGUCCUCUUGUGCUUCUAGCACAAGUCCAUUAACUUUCUUCAUAGUCAUUUCAACGUUGUGUUUCAUCAUCGAUAGAUGGCGUUUGAUGUCUGAAUGGAAGUAAAAUA
This is a messenger RNA of Daphnia carinata, 1936 nucleotides long. Its product is annotated as tectonic-1-like. The record is from RefSeq and is a predicted model, not a curated record. Gene Ontology annotation, cellular component: ciliary transition zone. Lineage: Eukaryota; Metazoa; Arthropoda; Branchiopoda; Diplostraca; Daphniidae. The transcript is spliced from 2 exons. Gene Ontology annotation, biological process: cilium assembly. Bases 1 to 1932 code for a protein of 643 amino acids.